This is a messenger RNA of Thlaspi arvense, 1280 nucleotides long. The record is from the annotation of a GenBank genome assembly. NCBI's taxonomy places the organism in Eukaryota, Viridiplantae, Streptophyta, Magnoliopsida, Brassicales, Brassicaceae.
AUUUUAAAAACUCAAAUAUAUUGUAAUAAAGAAGAGAACGUCCCAACAAAGACGUCGUCCUUAUAUAAAGCCACCCACACCCCUUUAGCUUCUCUCACCAUCAUAAUUCAUCAUCAUCAUCUCUCUCUCUCUUAAUCCAAACACAAUGGCUGUUUCUUUAUCUCCUUGGGCUCUCGUGGCUCUGUUCCUUUUGGCUUCUUCUACGGUGAUGGCGAUUCCUCCACGGAAGGCCAUCGAUGUGCCAUUCGGCCGUAACUACGUCCCAACUUGGGCAUUUGACCACCAGAAGCAACUCAAUGGCGGUUCUGAACUACAGCUCAUCCUCGACAAAUACACUGGGACAGGGUUUCAAUCUAAAGGGUCAUAUUUGUUCGGACAUUUUAGUAUGCACAUAAAGCUGCCGGCUGGUGACACCGCCGGAGUUGUCACAGCUUUCUAUCUGUCGUCGACCAACAACGAGCAUGAUGAGAUAGACUUCGAAUUUCUUGGGAACAGAACAGGACAACCAGCGAUACUGCAGACGAAUGUUUUCACAGGUGGAAACGGGAACAGAGAACAACGGAUCUAUCUCUGGUUCGACCCUUCAAAGGGUUAUCACACUUACUCCAUCCUCUGGAAUCUCUACCAAAUUGUAUUUUUUGUUGACAACAUACCUAUCCGUGUGUUCAAGAACGCUAAGGAUCUUGGAGUACGUUUCCCAUUCAACCAACCGAUGAAACUGUAUUCGAGCCUUUGGAACGCAGAUGAUUGGGCCACAAGGGGUGGUUUAGAGAAAACCAAUUGGGCCAAUGCACCUUUCAUAGCAUCCUAUAGAGGAUUCCACAUCGACGGUUGCCAAGCUUCUGUGGAGGCCAAGUACUGUGCGACUCAAGGCCGCAUGUGGUGGGACCAGAAUGAGUUCCGUGACCUUGACGCCUACCAAUAUCGUCGUCUCAAAUGGGUCCGCAUGAAGUGGACCAUCUACAACUACUGUACCGACCGGACUAGGUUCCCGGUUAUGCCAGCGGAAUGUAAAAGGGACAGAGACGUGUGAAUGCUAAAAGGUUUCCAAUGAUUCGGGUGAUUAAUUUAUUAUAAAUACUAUGCUUCUGUUCAGGAGAUUGAUAUAUGUAUGUUUGUUGGCCCGUUAUGAUUAUGCAUUGUUUGGCCCUAUAUCUACAUGUUAUUAUUCUAUUGUUUAGCUAUGCUUCUUAUAAAUUAUAUGAUUUUAUAUGAUCUAUUAUUCUUAACAAGAUAAAAAAGGGGAUUUAAAACAUUCAACUUCACCGGCCGCCUUAUUC